AUGGAUCAUCGAACCUUUAUUCUCUUGUUUAUUGUUCUCCUCUUCUCCGUCACCGCGUUCUCAUCCGAGACACCGAACGACGGCGAAGAUCCAAUAAUCCGGCAGGUGGUCGAUGACGGAGGAGUGCGGUUGGGAGCAGAGCAUCACUUUAAUGUAUUCAAACAUAGGUUCGGGAAGGUCUAUUCAUCCAAGGAUGAGCAUGAUUACAGAUUCAACAUAUUUAAGGCUAACAUGCACCGCGCUAAGAGACAUCAGAUAUUUGAUCCUUCGGCGGUUCACGGUGUUACUCGUUUCUCGGAUCUGACUCCGCUGGAGUUUCGGAAGUCCGUUUUGGGAUUGAGAGAGUUGAGGUUGCCGUCGGAUGCCAAACCGGCUCCGAUUCUUCCUACUGAUAAUCUUCCGCCUGAUUUUGAUUGGAGAGAGAAAGGAGCGGUUACCCCUGUUAAGAAUCAGGGUUCUUGUGGAUCGUGUUGGAGUUUCAGCACCACUGGUGCACUUGAAGGUGCUCAUUACCUCGCUACCGGAGAACUUGUCAGUCUUAGCGAGCAACAACUCGUUGAUUGUGAUCAUGAGUGUGAUCCAGAGGAGGCGGGUUCAUGCGACUCUGGUUGCAACGGUGGAUUGAUGAAUAGUGCUUUUGAGUACAUUCUAAAAUCUGGUGGAGUCAUGCGAGAGAAAGACUAUCCAUAUUCUGGUAAUGAUAAAGGCACCUGCAAAUUCGACAAGACAAAGAUUGCUGCAUCAGUUGCAAAUUUCAGUGUUGUUUCGCUCAACGAAGACCAGAUUGCUGCCAAUCUUGUGAAAAAUGGGCCUCUUGCAGUUGCUAUAAAUGCGGUAUAUAUGCAGACAUAUGUUGGAGGAGUAUCAUGUCCAUAUGUAUGUUCCAGGAAGCUUGAUCAUGGUGUGUUACUGGUUGGAUAUGGUUCUGGAGCCUAUGCGCCUAUUAGGAUGAAGGAGAAGCCAUAUUGGAUCAUUAAGAACUCAUGGGGAGAGAAUUGGGGAGAAAAUGGGUACUACAAGAUUUGCCAGGGAAGAAAUAUUUGUGGAGUGGACUCAAUGGUUUCUACUGUGGCUGCUGUUCAUACUACUACUCAGUAG
Molecule: messenger RNA, 1098 nt
Organism: Vicia faba (fava bean)
Lineage: Eukaryota; Viridiplantae; Streptophyta; Magnoliopsida; Fabales; Fabaceae
Source: the annotation of a GenBank genome assembly